CAACCAUCUGCAAUGAUCACUUUGAGUGCUAUUGGGAAUUGUUUAAUUGCAUUUAAUUAAUAAACAAAAAAAGAGUGGUCUUUCGACAAAAAAAUGUUGAAGUUUCUCAUUUUUGCAUAAAUUAAAUACUUCUUGUAUUGCUCAUAUUGAGUAAGUGCUGACCUUGUAACAACUGAAGCUUAAACAAAACAUAUUCCACGUUUGCCAUCGUAUCACAACGGAUUCAAGAUGUUGUUUCGAAGAUGUUACCUCCGACGCUACAGCUCAAGCACAAUAUUCUUCACAGUGGCUGCAUCUUUAGCAUUUACUUACUACAUGUAUUACCAGCACAAUUCAAUUAUUGAAGGAGGUUGGAAGAUGCCCAGUUCGAAUGAAACACAUACACCAAAUCCUCAAUUUUUAUACAAAACUCGCGUGCAAGAAUGUUGUAAAGGAGCAUUGAAAGAGGGCGUAACGCAGGAAGACACAGAUCCUUUAAAAAUGUUAGGAGUGCUACGUGAUAAGAAAGAUAAAUACAUACGUGACAUCGGCUUUAAAAAUCAUGCCUUCAACGCGCUUAUUUCGAACAAUAUUGGACCUUACCGUGAGGUACCUGAUACACGGCAUAAGGUCUGCUCACGUGAACCCACCGAUCGUAAUGAAGAUUUGCCAACAAUUUCAGUUAUUAUGUGUUUUUACAAUGAACAUAAAAUGACGUUAAUACGUUCCAUUAACUCCGUAAUAAAACGCACUCCACCACAUAUACUAAAAGAAAUUAUACUUGUAGAUGAUUUUAGCGAUCUGCCUGAAUUGGAAUUUCACUUGCUAAGCGAUUUACAUGCCCAACUACAUUAUGACCAACUGCAGUAUAUCCGUAAUGAGAAACGUGAGGGACUUAUAAGAUCGCGCGUCGUUGGUGCUCACGCUGCAGAGGGUGAUGUGCUUGUUUUCCUAGACUCACACAUUGAAGUUAAUCAACAGUGGGCAGAACCACUUGUGCGUGCAGUGAAACAGGAAAAUUCAACAAUCGCUGUACCGGUAAUGGAUCUUAUUAGUCCUGAUACUUUUGAAUACACCUCCAGUCCUUUAGUACGCGGUGGUUUCAAUUGGGGACUACAUUAUAAGUGGAUAACUCUGCCGAAAGGUACUUUAAAGAAGGAUGAAGAUUUUAAAGGACCAUUUAAGACACCUACUAUGGCCGGUGGUUUAUUUGCUAUUAAUCGGCAAUAUUUCAAACACAUUGGCGAGUAUGAUGAGGGCAUGGAUAUCUGGGGAGGUGAAAAUAUCGAAAUCUCUUUCCGUGUGUGGCAAUGUCAUGGCGCCAUAAAAAUAUAUCCCUGCUCACGCAUCGGACAUAUCUUCCGCAAACGACGUCCUUAUUCGGCACCCGAUGGCAAGGAUACCAUGAAACGAAAUUCACUGCGUGCAGCCCACGUGUGGAUGGAUGACUUUAUGCAAUAUUUCCUAAAAGAAACAAAUUCUGCGCGCGACAUGGAUUAUGGUGACAUUUCAGCACGUUUGGAGUUGCGAAAUCGUUUGCAAUGUCACGAAUUCUCUUGGUAUUUGAAAAAUGUUUACCCCGAAUUGGCACUACCAGGACAGGAAACUAAAAAAUCGGCAGCUGCUGGUGUUUAUCAACCAUGGCACUCGAGAAAACGUAAUUACAUCGCCACCUACAUGAUGCGUUUGAGCGGCACCAACCUAUGCGCCUCCGUGGUGGCGCCCAAAGUGAAAGGUUUCCUAAAGAAAGGCAGUCCACUCAUUUUACAAGCAUGCAUGCGUACACGCAAUCAAAUUUGGUUUGAAACGGACAAAGCGGAAAUAGUUCUGGACAAACUGUUAUGCCUCGAAUCGUACGGCGAUGCGCAAGUGCACAUAAAUAAAUGUCAUGAAAUGCUCGGUGAUCAGCAGUGGCGGCACACGCGCACCGAACACAGCCCCAUUUACAAUAUGGCAGCAGGCACCUGUAUGCGCGCCAAAGGUGCACACAUCGGAGCACGCAUUGUAUUAGAUCUAUGCUCUAAGGAUGAGGCUAGUGCAUGGGAUAUCGUGAAAGUAGAGGAAGCAUUAUGAGAUAAGCAUAAACGGAAAACAAAUGAAUUGCGACACUAAGCGUGUUGUGCGAAAACUUGGAAAUGCGCACACACACGAACAAGCACACAUGUCAGGCGCCAUAAGUAGUGCAAACUGGAAUUAUAGACUGAUAUUACGGCAGAAAUAUAGUUAUUAAACAAACAUAAUUAUAAGAUAAAAUUUGUAUAAAACAAUGUGUUUCAUAACUAAAGGUUAUUUUAUACGAACAACUCUUUGCAAACUGAACAAGUUUAAAGAUAAUAUUUUUGGGUUUAAAGUUGUAUUAAAUUUUUUAUUAAUUCCAAGCUCUCGAACAAUAAUUUUACGCACCUUGUGCGCUAUUUUUCAAAUUUUUUAUAUUUAUUGGUUAUGAAACGCAAAAUACUAUAUGAAUAUGUAUUUGCUGUAGUCUGCUAACUUUUCUUCAUUUGCUAAUGGUUUUAAAGACAAUUUAUAUUUUAUAUAUCCGCUUCUAAUUUAGUAAACAUUUGGGUACGCAGUCACACUGUUAAAAGUCCUUUGAAGCAUCGAAUGUAAUUCGCUUCAUUAUAUUGUCCAUUUUAUAUUUUAGUAAUUUGUAUUUUUAUACCUUCAUAAGUAUAAUGAAAAUGUAAAAAGACAAUGAAAGUCAUAUUUCAUGAAAUAUGUAAACACAUUACGUAAGUUUAAAUACAGUUAAACCCAGUAAAAAUUAAAGUUGUUAUUUUUAUGUGAUUUAAGAAUACCAUUUUAUUACGUGUCUUCUUACAUUUUGUUUAUAUAGUCUAAAAAUGGGAUUUCUUCAUAAAACCUACACGUUUGUUUUUAUUAUUUUUCAGUUUUUACUAUGAUACAUGCAAAUGAAAAGCUUGAAAUGACAAAGGAAGAGGCAAUUUUUUAAAUAUUGUUUGAUGGGGUCUUUGAUUAAGGUUAGGUUAGGUUCUACAAAAAAAAAAUAAAAAAUAUUCUCCAGCUGAAAUAAUCAUGCAAAUUUAAAUAACUCGCAAUAGAACACUGUAUUAAUGGAUAGUAAAAUUUAUAAAGUAGACAUUUUUCCGAAAAUCUUAACAAGCACUAUCAAAUAUGUGAAACAUUACAGCUUUGCCCAUUUACAUAGUAUAUUUUUUUGGUCUUUACUUAUUGUUUAAACAUAAUUGAAUUGAUUUAAUUUUUUCAUCUCUAAUUAUUUGCUAAAACUUGAAAAAAAAAAACGUUGCUUUAAAUGUGUAAUCAAAAUUAUACGACACGGAGAGUUAGAAAACUCUCUGGGCGGAACUUUGUUUAUUUUAAGGUGGGGUGAAAUUUUGGAUAAUUCUAUUUUAUAAUUUUGCGCUGAUAAUAACAUGUGUAGUGAACUAUUCUAAACUAUAUAUAUUCUUAUACAUUUAUUAAAAAAUUGUAUAUUUAUAAUUGUAUUUCGAGAAAAAACUUUUUGAUGCCUUUACUUGGACCAAUUCGUUUAUUAUAUUUUUUAAAUUACUAAAACAUACUCGCAGUUGAUGGAUGAUAUACAUAAAGUGUUUAUAAAUAAUUUAAGUAAUUUUAAUUGUUUCAAAAGGCUAAACAAGACAAAUUUUAUACUUUUUAUGAACAAAUUUAAAUAUUAUUUCCUUGCAUUGCGCAAUGUUCGACUCAAAAAUAUUGUAAAAUAAGCGAAUGUGAGCUUUUUUCUGCUUAUGUGCAGAAUUUAUCGAUUUAUUCAACACAUUUUACUAGUAUAGCUAGAUCGCUUGUUUUAUUUGAACUACCCUACGCACAAUAAGAUAUUGUUUCAUUUGCAUGUACAGACUAUACUAAUGAUUUUUAAAAUAUAGCGACAAUUUUGUUCCAAACGUUCCUACACACAAUAAAAGUACUCAAUAAAACUGUAGAUUGGCUAAAACAGUUGUAGUUGGGGAAUUUCUCAAUUAUUUUGCUACACACACGCACCACAGGUGUAUGUAUGUAUGUGUAUUGAAAUACAAGAAGUUUACUAUAAUGCGCAUACACGCUUUAAUAUUUUUUUUAAACAAUUUUUUUUUUCACAUUGCAUUCUCAGCAUUGCCAACUGUUUAUAAUUCGCUACAAAUUGUUCGAUAUUACGUUUACUAAUUUAUAAACGUAUGUAUAUGUAUAUAUAUAUAAUUUUGUAAUAAUUAUCAUUUAUGUAUAUAUAUAUAUAAUAUUUUUUUUACUUAGAUAAUAGCAUUUUUUUUUUUGUUUUUACACAUCAUUUUGCUUCGUUAUAAUUAAACUUAACAUUAGAAGAGGGAGGGGAAAAAUAUAAUAAUACAUAAAAAGAGGAGAGUAACGUGUAUGAAAAAAAUGCGAAAUUUAACAUGAACAUUGAUCUUUUGUAUUAGGUGCUUCGUUUGUUAGCGAAGUUCGUCCCGGUUGUGAGGGUCGAUGUUGUACGCCCGAUUCGGAAGCGUUCAAAUCGAGACGACCCUCUUGUAUGUUUUGAUAUAUUUUACGUGCAGUUUCGAGAAAUGCUUCUUCCACAUUUUGAC
Molecule: messenger RNA, 4520 nt
Organism: Zeugodacus cucurbitae (melon fly)
Lineage: Eukaryota; Metazoa; Arthropoda; Insecta; Diptera; Tephritidae
Gene: Pgant35A
Product: polypeptide N-acetylgalactosaminyltransferase 35A
Exons: 1
Coding region: 229-2052 (607 amino acids)
Biological process (GO): regulation of Notch signaling pathway
Cellular component (GO): Golgi apparatus
Molecular function (GO): Notch binding
Source: RefSeq, a predicted model, not a curated record